Messenger RNA from Onthophagus taurus, 609 nucleotides. The record is from RefSeq and is a predicted model, not a curated record. Lineage: Eukaryota; Metazoa; Arthropoda; Insecta; Coleoptera; Scarabaeidae.
UCAUCGUGUCCAUCAUCUCCACAACAAAACGAUGAUUUUGCGGACUCUUUCUUAGCAGAUCCACCAAAACGUACCUGCGGAAUAAUCCGAAACUCCAACUUAAUGUUAACUUCUAAUAACGUCUUCGCCCCAAAGUUUUCACUUUCAAAGAUUAACGUGAAAAUUGAACCAGGAACGAGAUUUCACCUGCCUCCAACUCCUCCGUCGUGUAGUAGCAGUGAAGAUAGUGAGGAUAAUUCGCAUUCGCCAUGUGUUCGAAAGACGAAUGCGCGUGUUAUGGUUACACAUACCACGAGACAACCAAUUAAUACCCCAUUAAUAAGUACUCAACCUAAAGGUUCAACUGGAACUUUGAUAUUAACAGAGGAAGAAAAACGAACUUUAAUAGCCGAGGGAUAUCCAGUUCCAACUCGUUUACCGCUUACGAAAGCUGAAGAAAAAUCGUUAAAGAAAAUAAGGAGGAAAAUUAAAAAUAAGAUAUCGGCUCAAGAAAGUAGAAGAAAGAAAAAAGAAUACAUGGAUCAAUUAGAAAGAAAAGUGGAUAUCUUGGUAUCGGAAAAUUCCGAGUACAAAANUCUCUCAUUAUUUGUUUUUAAAGCGUCUUGCACU